CUGUAUGUAAACAAAAAUUUGAGUUAGUAAGACUAAAUCUAUCUGGAUCUAGAUGUAGUUAUACUUAGUGAAAAAUUGAACAUACUAGACAAUGGCAGAAAUCAGAAGACAGUCUAAGACGCAGAUUACGUACCCUACCAUGCUUUUAGGAGAUACAAGUAUCUGUAUAGACCAAGCGUGAAUAGAUAAGAAUGUUUGUUGUAGCGGAUGUCAACAAGUUUGAUCGACAUCAUAUUGUCCUACACUGUACAGUUAGGACAAUAAUUCAAGUACCGUUUAACACAAUGGUGCAACAGUAUUAACUUGUUUUGAAAACACACCCACUUACGUGUCUUCGUCAGUCGCCGUAAUAUGGCGACAGGUUUUCAGACACUUCCAUAUCUUAAGCGAGUUUCGAGCUACAGAAAGUUUCCCGAGAAAGAUGCAGAGAUUUUCUGUACAACUUUGGCGCAGAAUGGAUACGUCUACACUGGAGAACAAUUCGACGUACGGUGUGAGGGAUGCGAUAUAACUGUACAAGUAGACAAUGUCUGGUCUGUAACCAAGACAAGACUGAGACAUGAAAGUGGAUGUGUUUUCAACAGCUCGGCUUUGAUAGAAGCUGAUGAGGAGAAGAUUGAUUUAGUGUCCAACUCUCUGCCUGGAGGCAGCGACAUACAUGCAGAUGCAGCUUCUGCCAAUCACGGGUUUGGUGAUUUCGAAAACGACUUAGAAAUUGAUGGCACCAUUGCUGGAGCCCAAGCAAGUUAUGCCAUCAGCUCUUCUGGAUACCGUGAUGACAAAACAUCUAAACCACUUAGUGGCAAAGAUGUCGCCUCUGUUUCUUCUCUUACAUCAUCUCUAUCUAUUUCUACAGAAUCACAAGCCUCGUCUUUACUUGACCAAUUUGAGAGGUCAACAAUAGAUCUAGCUCGUGAUUAUUUCGAUUUCAGUGAAAUGUUUCGUCCUGAAUGCAUGGGACUGGAUUCUUCCAAAACAUUGAAGACACAAAAUACCUUGAAACCAAACUGUGAGAAGAACCCAGGUCACUUUGCAUAUUUCUUGAUUCCCUCCCUUAGAUUGGACCACCUCCCGCGCAGAACGCGAUGUGAUGGCUUGCUUCGAGCACUAAAACUUAUGAGCGACCUAACUGUGAAAGUGGUGACAGCAUGUACUAGCAAGCUUCGGCCACUUGACGACGUGGCGAUAACUAACCCUCAAAAAGUUAGACUGGGGACAGGAUUCGUCAUUGAACAGCCCUGUUUGAUUGAUUCGGGUGUCCAGCGAUUGAACAAGUCAACACUGACAUUCUGGAAACAACUGAUGUCACAAAGAAGUCAUAAAAACGUAGGCGCUGUCUACGUCCAAACGUCAAGACACGUUGUAUUUGAUGACGAAGAAGCGCAGAAAACCGAAGUUCAUUUUUUCAGCGGCUCUUCGAACGACGAGGCUAAAGUUACUCUUGUAGGAAAGCGCUUACUGUCUAGUCUUACGCCUGGAGAUGGUCAAUGUUUACUUGUCUGCGAAUGCCCAAAUUUGGAAUUCAUCCAAAGGCUAAAUCUCUUGCAAAAGGAAUUCUUCAAGGCUGUUGAAGAGCUUCCGUUAAAAGUUAAAAUAGGAAUGCUGAAAACAAUGUUUAUAGUUCACCAUCCUCAUGGAGGUCCCAAAGUGUUGUCCUUCGGAGAUCAUGUGAAAGUGAAAUAUAUAUACAACACCGGUGAAAGUAAACACCCAACGCUGACCAAGUUAACGCCUAAUGAUCACGUGUCCUCAGAUGUGGCUUUGUACAGGAAGGCUCUGCUUUAUGUCGCUGACACCUGCAGUGGAUCUAGCGGUGCCCCUGUUCUUAUGAUGUCUGCCAAGAAAACAGAGGGCACUGGUCAUGUGACAUUUAGACCUGACAUUUGGAUGCAUAAUGGAGUCGAAGCGACACAUUCAUUGGGUGUCUCCAAACUAAAAAACUGUACAGUAGAAGACUUUCAACAGAUUGCUGGACAGUGGACAGAUCAAGAUGAUGACAGUGAAGAUGAAGCCAGCCCCGGGAAUCAGAAGGUCGACUCACCCGUCUACAAGGUCAUCACUUCGAUGGCUCAUCCAGACUUUGCCAUGUAUGAGACCAGGCUUAACACUUUCCGUACUUGGGCUCAUAAGGAGGUCAUAGCCCCCGAGAAACUAGCGUUAUCAGGAUUUCACUUUACAGGUGAAUCGGAUUGCGUAGGUUGUUUUCAGUGUGGUCUGAGGCUACGUGCUUGGAAGCGGGGAGAUGACGUCAUGGCUGAACAUAAGAAGUACAGUCCAUCCUGUCCUUAUCUUGCAACAGUGGCGGAUAGGCAUCAAGAAAUGUGGGCAGGGUCAGGUGAAGAAACAGAAUCUGGUGCCAGACAGAGUGCAGAGAAUAUUGAAGUAAAAUUGUUGAAAUCAGAAAACUUGAAAUUAAAAGAUCAGCUGCUGUGUAAGAUGUGUCACAAGUCAGAAAUCAAAGAUGUCUUUCUACCUUGUGGAGAAUUGUACGCCUGUAGUGACUGUUCUAAAUUGGUCACUCAUUGUCCAUCUUGCAAGAAACAAAUCCUGGCUACAGUUACUGUAUACCUUACUUAGUACUAAACGUUUCAAACUGUAAAUUUAUUUGGCACUAACUGGAUAUGACCCACGCCCCGCGGGUCUUAGUUUGGAUAUCAUUGAUCUAGCGCCAAGUUCCCUUAUAUUUUAGCCGACGUAUUGAUGUCUAAUAUAAAAUACUGUGAAAAUGGGUUUACCCGAUUUGUUAGAAAGAUUUGUUCUUUAAUAGAGAUACAUUUAGAUUUUUAUUUUGAAGGCCCUCCUGUUGUGGGAGGGACGUUAAACAUACACUACUCUCUCCGUUAUGAUCUAAGGAACAUUUGUGUCAAGUUUUAUCAAUAUUAGUUUAACGUUUUGAUUUAUAUUUGUUCUUUGGGCUACAAUUUAUAUCUUUUUAUCUCUUUUUAAUUAUUUGAGUGUUUAAAAUUCAAUUUUUGAAGUGUUAUUACAUUUUGUUUUUAUUUUGGAAGUUUUGUUUCCUUUGUUGACCCACUUAAAUGUAAUCAUUUGUUUUGCUUAUAUUUUAGAGCAUUUAAGCGUCUUUCAACUUAGUCUAUGUUUGCAUAGUGCAGAUGUGUACACUAAAAGCAAGUUACAGGAAUCUGGCUGCCUGGUCGUGCGGUUUGCGCGCUGGACUGUCGUUUGGAUUUAUCGAUGGUCCCGGGUUCAAACCCUGCCCGCUCCCAUCCCCCGUCGUCCUGCGGGAGGUUUGGACUAGGAAGUAAACUAUCUUCAACUCUGAAGGAACAUCCGAAACAUGUAAAACAUUUUACAAACAAACAAAACAUUUACACUUUCUUUAACCCAUGCGGUGCAUACAGUGGCUUAGCAUCUAAACAUCAAAAUAGCAAUUCUAUUUUGUAUGCACUCAUUGUAAAACAGCUCAGCACUUAAAGGGUUAAGAUUCAAUACCGAACACACGAGAACUGAUAUACAGUAUGAGGUAACAAUAAAAAGCAAUACAGUUGAAAAGAAAGAAUUUUUUUUUUAAAUUAGAAGAGAGUAUUUGAGAUUAAAUAAUUGACAAAGAAAUAAUGUCUUGGAAGCCAUAGAGUAAGAUCACUGUUACCAGGUGAACAAUAACAAUUACUUUGUGGUACAAGGUAAUUACUUUAAAAAAGUAGAUACUGCAGCGCUGGAAUGAGCACACAAAUUAUGUUUUUGUGAAAUACUUUUACAUUUACCUUCUACCUCUCUCUUAGUCUGUUGGGGCACCAGGCAAGAUUUGUCGACCGUCCUUCUCCAUUCCUCUUAGUAUUUUGAUUAAACCUCUUUCAAUGGCAGUUCCGUCCAUUCUUUUAUGUUCUACCAUCUCUUUCUCUGUCUGCCUCUUCUUCUUUUUUCUGGUACUGUUCCGUGAAGGAAGGUCUUUGAGUGCCCGGAAGACCUUGUAUUAUGGCCAUAGAUUUUUUGCUUGCGUUGUAUUGUUUACUAUAUUUUAGCAGGUAUAUUAUGGGGUUCGAUCGCUGCAGUGGCCCAGUCUCAAAUCUCUUGGCUUGUGAUGCGGUCUGAUGUGAUACCUAGGAUCCUUCUGUCAACUUUGUUUAUCGAUAUUUCGUUUUCUGUACACCAGAUACACCGUAAAGCUUGCUAUUGUAAAUUAGCACCCAUGUAUGAGAAUCCAAUCCUUUGUGAUUUUAUAUUUCGUUGUUUUACAUUUUUAAAAUAUAAAUAUUGUACUUGUAUGGUUGGGCUUAAGUGUAAUUAUUAUAUUUGAGUCUAUGGCUUCAACUUUAUGUGUGUGUACGUGUAUGCUAUUCUAAUAUAUAUAUAUAUAUGCUUUGUCAUAUAUGACUGCCUGGUCGUGCGGUUUGCGCACUGGACUGUCGUUCAGAUUUAUCGAUGGUCCAGGGUUCAAACCCUGCCCGCUCCCAUCCCCCGUCGUCCUGCGGGAGGUUUGGACUAGGAAGUAAUUAUCUUCAACUCUGAAGGAACAUCCGAAACAUGUAAAACAAACAAUCUCUUUCAGAGAUUUAAAAAAAGUUUAUUAUUAUUGUUUUAUUAUUUAUUUUCUUGCUACUUUACAUUUUAGUCUUCUAUUGUGAAGGGUUUCUAAAGAUGUUACUGUAAUGAAAAGUGAAUAUUCGUUUGUUAUGAAUCUCACUGCUCUAUUUAAUUGCUUCAAGAAGUAAAGUAUUUUCUAUAACAGGCUUCAUGUUUUAUAGAACUAUUGCACAAAUUAAUACACACUGCAAUGAUCACAUGUUAUUCACAGAUAAGCAUGGUGAUAUGUUGAUUGUGACUCAUAUCUGUAAACUAUUUGGAUUUUAUAAAAAUUGAUGCAUGUCUGUGUAUCAAUUAUAUAUAUAUAUAUUUUCAUUUAUUUAUGCUACAGUUUUAAUAACUCUAAAAAUCUUAGAAGUGUAUAGCAUGGAUUUUAUGGCCGUGAUUUGAUUCGUGUAUUUCCUUUACAACAAUCAAUACUUUGUAUUGCCUGUUGCAGGUGUCGGGAACAUCUUUUCUUAUGCCUUCUUUGGUUUUAUUUUAUUAUCUAGGUUUUAUUAUGGUUUUUAAAAUUUGUAUAUAGUACACAAUUAAUGAUCAAAGUUAUGAAUUAUGUUUAUUAUUGUCAAUUUUAUGUGGGAAUUACAAUGCAAUUUUUUUUCACUUUUAAAAACAAGGGCAGCUAUUUUGUUUAGUUAACUUCAGCUAUCAAUAUAAGUAUGCGAUACAUUGUAGGAGACGCGUUAAUUAUGCACUUAUUUUUAUUAGUGUCAUUUUUUUUGUGGGAUUACAAUGCAACUUUUGUCACUGUUUUAAUAAAGGCAGCUAUAUGAAUUCACAUUUUGUUUACUUUAGUUUCAGUAUAAGAAUGCGAUUUAUGCAAUGGGUUGUUAAACACAUUUAGUACUAGCAUUUUUAUCCACUUGUGUUAGUAUCUUAUAAGACUCAGGCCGUUUGCGAUAUGAAAACAUUAGUUUUAAAAAGGUUGUUUCAGUUUCAGAAUGCCUAUGUGUGUGUAUGUGUGUUAAACCAAACACAUAAACGUUUGAAAAAUAUAAUAUAAAUAACUGGUUUAAUGUAUCGAAAAGGAGCAGACUAGAACAAGGGGAAAAAACAUAAGUAAGGGAGACAACACAAAAAAACAUGCGAAUGAGAUGUUAUAAAGUUUCAAUAUCAUGUAAUAUACAACGGUGAUUAUUUGAUUGAUUUAUUCAAUUCACCUAUAGUAAUAUUUUCGCUGUAUAUGUCCACGUACUUUACAUUUUAACAAAAUCUUUAUGUUCUGCUAUAAUAUAAACCUGAUUGGUUUAUUUUCCGUAUACUUUUGUAAGUGUCAUUUUCUGUAGGUAUAGGUCCUCCAUCUUGAAUUCCUAGAGGGAAUAGUUAUUUCAAUAAAAAAGUUAUUGUGGAGAAUUGAAUAUUAUUAACUCAAAUUUUUUUUAUAUUAUAAUUCAGUUUGGAAAAGUUGAUUUGAGGCAACAUUUUUUUAAACAUUAUUCUAAAAUGACAUCAUCAUGAUGUUCUAAAAUGACAUCAUCAUGAUGUUCUAAAAUGACAUCAUCAUGAUGUUCUAAAAUGACAUCAUCAUGAUGUUCUGAACUUUUGCUGCUGUCUACUCCACGGUCAUACUGGAAAUGUUGGAAUAUAUGCGUUUAACAUUUUUUUCUUCACAAUAAUUUGUUUCAUGUAAUUUAUUUUGUAUUAUCAUUAAUAUAAAAUAAUAUGUUAACUGUUUUUAAAUAAAUUUUAUUUAAAAAAAAAGAAAAAAAAUAUAAAGGCCAAAAAAAAAAGGCAAAAAAAAAAAGAGGCCUAAGGCCCAAGGAUUCUUAUGACGAUGAAAAAGCUAAAAAAUGAAUAGCACACAUGCUGAGGUCUCCUUAAAAAAAAAGUUGUUUAUUAGUUUUGUUUCAUUCUGUACGUGUACAUCUGUGGUUCUUCUUAUAAUGGAGGUGCUUUGGUAUUCUCAUUGACUUUCUGUAUUUUGAAUAUAACAAAUGACGACGAGUACCUAGUGGUCUCUCUAUGUAUAUGAACAUAGGUUGUUCUUGUGCUAAUUAAUAUGUGUUGAUGUUUCUACGUUGGUGUGUGGAAUAAUAAAUAAAUUAAUUGGAUGCACAAAA
This is a messenger RNA of Biomphalaria glabrata, 6602 nucleotides long. RefSeq lists its product as uncharacterized. The record is from RefSeq and is a predicted model, not a curated record. The coding region runs from base 352 to 2577 and encodes 741 amino acids. Gene Ontology annotation, cellular component: cytoplasm; nucleus; spindle microtubule. NCBI's taxonomy places the organism in Eukaryota, Metazoa, Mollusca, Gastropoda, Planorbidae. The transcript has 8 exons. Gene Ontology annotation, biological process: regulation of cell cycle.